Messenger RNA from Caenorhabditis angaria, 4035 nucleotides. The record is from the annotation of a GenBank genome assembly. NCBI's taxonomy places the organism in Eukaryota, Metazoa, Nematoda, Chromadorea, Rhabditida, Rhabditidae.
AUGCUUGCAAAGUGUAUGAAAAAGGCGACAACUGUCUCGACCAUCGGACAAACCAUCUCGCAAAGAUAUGCUUCUUCGGGAGAAGUGAGUUUUUUUGGAAUUUGCAUAGAAGUACUGAUUCGACCAUGCUGAUUACGAUAAUAACGUAGAAACUGGGCAAAAACCGACGUGAGCACUUUUAUAGAGGGUUCAAAAAUAAAUAUGCGUUUUUAUUUUUGCUCUUUUCUCUUUAACGAGUGAAAAAAAAGUUAAUGUUGCUCAGCUGAGAAAGAUCGUCCAAGUUUUGAAAUUUUAUUCUACACCUCUAGUGGAUCUGAUCAUCUAGACCCAGAGGUGAAGAAUCAGUUCUAUAACAUAACUUGGAUGAUGUUCCUCAGCUGAGCAACAUUAACUUGUUUUUUUCACUCGUUAAAGAGAAAAGAGCAGAAAUGAAAACGCAUGUUUAUUUUUGAACCCUCUAUAAAAGUGGUUUUUUGACCAUUUUCAGUGUUAUUAUCGUAAUCGGAAUGGUUAAAUUACUAUUUUCCCCAACCCGGGACCUUUUUUCCCUCCAAAAACCAUCAAAAUAUUCCAGGUCCGUCGUGUUACCCUCAUCCCAGGAGACGGAAUCGGUCCAGAAAUCUCGGACUCUGUCCAAAAGAUUUUCGAAGCCGCAAACGCUCCAAUCGCUUGGGAUCCAGUCGAUGUCACUCCAGUCAAAGGACGUGACGGAAUUUUCCGAAUUCCAUCAAGAUGCAUCGAAUUGAUGCAUCAAAACAAAGUCGGUCUCAAAGGUCCACUCGAAACUCCAAUCGGAAAAGGACAUCGAUCAUUGAAUUUGGCUGUGAGAAAAGAGUUUGAUCUUUAUGCCAAUGUUCGUCCAUGUCGUUCUCUUGAAGGACACAAGACUUUGUAUGAUAAUGUCGAUGUUGUUACAAUUCGUGAGAAUACUGAAGGAGAGUAUUCUGGAAUUGAGCACGAGGUGAGCAAGGCUUUUGGGGUUUAGGGCCAAAAUUUCGGAAUCCUUGUUAAUUUUUGAUGGAAGUGUUGUGAAACUCAAAAAUUUGCUCAAAAGAAUUUAGAAUUUGAAUUUUGAAAAAUUUUAAAUAUAAAAUUUGAGCGAAAAUAACUUUUCAGAUAGAAAAUCUGGGUUUUAAACUAAGGUUUCGCUGAAAGAGGAAAUUUUUUCGUUCAUGGUGUCAAAACCUUUUUUUUAGCUUUUCUGAGUUAGGCUUCAGGAAUUCUCAUGAAAAUUAUGCCUUUUAUCUUCAUAGAACCACGUGAACUAUGACGUGGCAACUUAGAAAUGCUCAGAAUUAUAAUUUCCAAUUUUUUUACUCACAAAAAUUCAAUUAAAAUGCUCUGCGAGAUAAUAAUAGUAUGAAAUCCAAUCCAAAAUUCUUAAUUCUUUCUUGAAACAGUGGAUUUUCAAAGAAAAUAAUCUUCCAGAUCUUGAAUUCCACAGAAAAUCUAAAUUUUGGCCCAAAAAUAAUCCUAUUUUUGUCAAAAAAAACCAUUCAAACGUGAACUAUAACGUGGAAUUUUAGAAAUGCUGAGAAAAAUAAUUUUUAAUUUUUUUACUCACAAAAAUUCAAUUAAAAUGCUCUGAGAUAUCUUAAUAAUAUAAAAUCCAAUCCAAAAUUCUUAAUUUGCUUGAAGCAGUGGAUUUUCAAAGAAUAUCAUCUCCCAGAUCUUGAAAUCCACAAAAAAUCUAAAUUUUGGCCCAAAAAUAAUCCUAUCACUUCAUAAAACCAUGUGAACUAUGACGUGGCAAUUUAGAAAUGGGCAGAAUUUUAUUUUCAAUUUUUUUACUCACAAAAAUUCAAUUCAAGUGCUUGCCGAGAUGUUAAUAAUAUAAAAUCUCAUCUAAAAUUUUUCAUUAUUUCUUGAAACAGUGAUUUUUUCCAGCCUAUACUUUGUUUCAUUAAUUUUGCAAACUUUUCCUCUUAUAUGUUUGCACUAUCAUAUUUGCGUCACAUGAUUGUUCUUUGUAGUCUAUCUCUUUUUCAAUUUCAAAGAUCGAACAAAAAAUUUCUAUUAUUUAUUUUUAAAAUAAAAAUGUUUUCAGAUCGUCAGCGGAGUUGUUCAAUCAAUCAAAUUGAUCACUGAAACUGCUUCAAGAAAUGUUGCCAGUUUCGCUUUCGAAUAUGCUCGUCAAAAUGGACGCAAAUGUGUGACUGCUGUUCAUAAAGGUGAGUUAGGAGUUAGCUCAACUCUCCGUGGCCAUGGGCUGAAAAUCGUUGUCCUCACCUCAAUUUUCCAGCCAACAUCAUGAGAAUGUCCGACGGAUUAUUCUUGAGCAUUUGUCGUGAACAAGCCGCCCUCUACCCGGACAUCAAAUUCAAAGAAGCCUAUUUGGACACUGUUUGCUUGAACAUGGUCCAAGAUCCAGGACAAUACGAUGUGUUGGUGAUGCCAAAUUUGUACGGAGAUAUUUUGUCGGAUUUGUGCGCUGGACUUGUUGGUGGGCUUGGUGUUACUCCAUCUGGAAAUAUUGGAAAAGGAGCCGCCGUGUUUGAGUGAGUUGGGCUUUUUUUUGCUGUUUCAAAGUUUUUUGAUAUUCUAAAAUUAGUUUUCAAAUUAAUUGGUACGGUGCAUUAUCAACAAAAAAUAACCUCUUAUUUUUCUGAUUAAUUUUUCAGAAAUUUUAAAUUUGCGGAAAUAAAUUGUACAAAUUUUGUUCAUUUAAAAUUUCACUGUUUCAAGUUUCUAUGAUUUUCCAGAAUUAUUUUUCCAUCUAAUUCAUGUAUGAUAUGUGCGCUAUCAAAAAACAUUGAAAAAUUGACUGUUUCAAAGAAGAGUUUUGUGUUUAUGUUCAUAAUUUGGUUUUCCAAAAAUUUUGUGAAAAUUACAAAUUUCGAAUGCUCGAGAAUACAUUUUUCCCACGACUUCAUUUCCAAAAUUUCACUGUUUCGAAUUUCUCUGAUAUAUCAGAAUUAUUUUUCAAUCUCAUUGAAUAGUAUAUUCUCUUCUUAAUUAAAAAUAUUUCAAAAUAAUAUCUAAUUGAUUUAAUAAUUCAAAAAUUAAUUAUUUCAAUUUGAGAAGAUUUUCAUGAUUUCACUUUCUCGAAUUUAUCGCGCUCAACUGAAAUUUUGCAGAAAGUUUCAGAUUUUAUAAUGAUCGAGAAUAUUUCGUGUCAACAUUUUUCUCCCAAAAAUUGUUUCGAAUUUCUCUGAUAAUCCAAAAUUAUUUUUUUUUAUUCAUAUUCGUCAUCACUGUUCAAAUUUCACUGUUUCAAAAAAUGUUCUAUUUUUCACCAAAUUUUUUAAUGGACAAUCUCGCUAUUUUCAGAUAUUCACAAAACUUUUUAAUUUUUGUUGACUUUUUUCCAAAAAUUCACUGUCUCAAAUUAUUCAGAUAUUCCAAAAUAGUUUUACACAUGAUUAAUUGAACCGUUUUUAGUAUAAAUUUCAUUCCCUGAAUGUCACUGUUUCAAAUAUAUCUGAUACUUCAAAAUUACUGUAUUGAUUUUCUAUGAAUUUUCUCUCCGAUCUGAAAAAGAUUUCUGUAUUUUUCUAGAAAAUUUUACUGUUUCAAUAAAUUCUCAAUUUUUCGAAUAUAUGUGUCUCUCAGAUAUUUUCCAAAAAUUCACUGUUUCAAAUAUUUCUGAUAUUCGAAAAUUAAUUUUCAAUCUAAUUGGUAGCUUGCAUUAUCAAAGAAAUUAAAUUGAAAUUUUUACUGUUUCAAGAAUCCCUCAAUUCUAUGUUCGAAAAAAUAUUACGAUUCCAGAACAAUUCUUAACUAAAAAUAAAAUAUCUGCAAAAUACCAAUAACAAGAAUUUGCACCAUGUUCAUAAGCAAAAUCAAUCUUCCAGAUCCGUCCACGGAACCGCUCCAGAUAUCGCCGGUCAAGACAAAGCCAAUCCAACCGCUCUUCUCCUCUCCGCCGUCAUGAUGCUCCGUUAUAUGAAUCUUCCAAGCCACGCGUCUCGCAUCGAAAAAGCCGUGUUUGACGCAAUCGCCGAUGGUCGCGCAAAAACCGGUGAUCUCGGAGGCAGCGGAACAUGUUCAUCAUUCACAGCCGACGUGUGCGCAAGAGUCAAAGAUUUGGCCUAA